Messenger RNA from Caenorhabditis angaria, 231 nucleotides. NCBI's taxonomy places the organism in Eukaryota, Metazoa, Nematoda, Chromadorea, Rhabditida, Rhabditidae. The record is from the annotation of a GenBank genome assembly.
AUGCAAUUUCUCUCAACAAUUCUCCUUCUUCUCAACGCCCUUCUUCUCGUUAGUUCGCAAUGGGGUGGCUAUUAUGGUGGGUAUGGCGGAUAUUAUGGUGGAUACGGCGGAUAUGGUGGAUAUGGUUUGCAGCAGGCGUAUAAUGUGCAGAAUGCGGCGACGAUUGGAGCCGAAGUUGGCACGGCGGUUUUGAAUGCGGAGAUGGCAUCGCAAGGGUUUGGGAAGAAGUGA